CAAAUGACGUGUUUGUUCCCAGCCACUUCCUAACGUAUAAAAUUUUAUAGUUUAACUGGAUAGAAAAAUAUAGUUUUAAAUUGGUAUCCCAUUUAUUCAAGCAUGUUUGCUUUUAAGCUUAUAUUAGCUGCCAGUAUUUGGCAGAUGCUCAAUGCAUUUUAUUUACCUGGUCUAGCGUCAGUGACAUACUGUUCGGCAGAAACUAACAAAAACAGCAAAGACAAGAAUUGUCAGGUAGGAUACCUACGUCAUGUCGUCGAUAACUUAAAUAGUUCUUAAAACUUCCCACGAAGUCGAAGUAAUUAUUUAUGCUUUACUAAGUAAUAUUAAGCAAAAGUUUACAAGAUUCAAAAACGAAAUACAUGCAAAUUAAUGUAAAGAUUAGUUUAGUAAACGAAUUUUUUGUGACAGUGGUUCAUAUUAAAUUAACACUAAUAGAAGUAGAAGUGAUAGGCCCCACUAUAUAAUAAUAUCAUAAUUAUAUAAUUAAAGUCAAGUAAUAGUACUAAUUGUGCAUUAUGAAAUAAGCUACAAUUUAUCUAUAAUUGUAUAAUUAUUUGAAAAUUCAUGGCUCAGAAACUACUAAAGAUAGAAAGUUGAUUGUUUUUUAUUUUGCUCUAUUUUACUCUAUUACUAAUUACUAAAUUACUAUAUUACCUUGAUAAUUUUUAAAAUUAAAAUUUUUUGAAUACCAAAGUACUUAGCCUAUAUCAAUAUUUUAGUCUUUAAGUUCCACCUGGGGUGGGCCAAGAUAUUUGCCAACAGCAGUUAGUAGCCAAAAUUACUGCCCCAGUAAAUUUGAGUUAGUGGCAUGGUUCUCAACCUAAACUAUAACUAAGCGCUGUGACAUAUCAUCGGAGAGUCCCAACUGACAGUGAAUGGACCAAUUGUUAGACCUGAAUGAUGUUUGUGAUAAUUUUUCCAUUCUUCAUUGUUGGUCAUAAACUUAAUAUGACGAUUGAUACGGUUAAUAUGAAGUAUGUUAUAAUGAAAUUAGUCAUCAUUUUUAUCAAAAUUAAACUUACAAGUUUAAAUUUAAAAAGAAAUUAAAAAAGAAAGACAACCUUGCUGAUACCCCAAGUUGAACAUGGCAGAAAAACAUAGGGAUGCUCAUUAAAAGGGCUGUGUUUUGAUUAGUUGAAAAUUGAAGUACCAGAAUGCCAAAACUGUGAUAACUUAAUUUGUAUAUAUUAAUCCGGAAAAUAAAAUUCAUCUAAAAUUAACAUUAAGACAAGAGUUGUAGUGCUUUAUGCAAGCAGCCUGACAAACAAUCCGCAGAAGCAGUACUGAGCAUGAAGCUCUUGACCGGCCACUCACAAAGAGCCGGUCCAGCGAUAUGGACAUGGAAAACUGUAACGCCGGACCAAAGCCAAAGGCCUCCCCGCUGCUAAUCAGCGGAAAUGGGUUGCAAAAUGUGGAGAUAUGGCUGUAAAAAUUGGACUAACGAACUUGUACUUAGAAAGAAAAUUCAUACCUGGAAAAACUACUAAAGAUGUUGAUUUGGGUUUAAUUUUUUACUUUUAAAUUUUGCCAUAUUAUACUGUACUAAUCUUGAUAAUUAUUUCUGUCAUUUUACAUGACAUUUUACCAAAUUAAUAUAUAAAAGUUAAAAUAAAACUUAACAGCAAUGUAAUGUCCAGGGGGACAACAAGAGGAAUGUAAUAGAUCAUUAGUAGGUAAGAGAGUUAAUGUAUGCAAUAAGGGACAUAAAAUAGGAAAAUACGACCACAUCGAUUAGUUGGAUCAAUGCAAAGAGAUUGCGCCAUUAACAUGUUUUUGUUAAGUUUCUGUUUUGGAUUUACAAUCACUCCCCUUGUUUUUGUUGUUCUAGUUAAAUUUUCCUUAAUAUGACAAUGGAAUAUUUUGAAUUAAAAUUUUAUGGGUCGAUUAAUUAUAAUUUUAAAGCAGAAUAGAGGAACGCCAUAUCCCAAAGAUGCUGCUGUAUGGAUAGUUGGCAGAAGGGACAAGACUUAUUGGACGGCCAUGCCUGAGAUUUGUGGACGUUUGCAAAAGGAGCAUGAGGGAAGCCAAUAUUGAAAACAAAGAAUGGGAGCUCAUUGCCAAACAAUGUUCUAGCUGGCAAACAGCAGUGUAUGAAGGAGUAAAAAAGGCAGAAGUUAUACGAAACGAGGCCCUUGCAACAAAAAGAACAAUACGGAAGUCAAGAUGAUAGAAUCAAUAUUCUCCUGUGAGAAAUGCAGUCCAGAUUGCCAUUCUAGGAUUAGCCUAGUGAGCCACUUGUCGAAGUGUAGGACUACAUAGCUACUCCAAGGUCUCGCGAAGACGGAAGGAUGCCAUAUAGUGUCAAGGUCCCAUAAGUCUGAAACAGUUUGUUCUGUAAGUUCUCUCUGGUGGGCGUGUUGAUACAAGACAAUGGUGGUGAUAGACAGGUCUCUGGAACCCUUGUGGUUGCUACUAUUGCACAAUAUUUGGAAGGUGUUCAGUACAUAUGUCCAAGAGGCGUAGUCCAGUCUUACUCAGAUACACCAUAUGGCAGCAGAUACAAAGAAUGGCAUAGAUAAUAUUGCGUCUCGGAAACUGUCCCUUAACCGAUAACUACUCUUAGGGAAGAGAGUGUGUUGAGUCUGAAUGACAAAGGGGGAAGUUUUACAAUGGCUGCGUCCAUAUAGCUUAGUCCCAAAGUGGUAGGGGUAGUGUGGAUGUGGUUUCGCACAAGGAAAUCUUGUAUAUUCCUAUCUUUUCUGAAAACAAUGAGAAGCAGGGUUAAGAAAAUGUGGGAGAGAAAUGCAAGGUUUUUAAGGAAAACAUUUUGGCUAUGAGAUUUUGUGGAUGAUAUGUGAGAAUAAGUUUCCAUACAUUGGGCUCUUACAAGUAGUGAGAACUGAAGCUGCUUAAAAGUUAAUCAAUAAUAUUAUUACAUCUUUAGAAUUAGUCAAAUUAAUCGUCAUGUGAAAUAAUAGUUAAAGAUGCAUAUGUUAAUUUUACCAAAUAAUUAUUUGUUAAUUUUGAAAGGAAACAAAAAUGUGAUUCUUCUUAUUAUUCUAUCACUUUGAGCAUGGUCAACUAAAUUAGUUGCAUAAGUUACCAAUAAGCCUAAAUGAAAAUUUAACUAAACAUUUAAUAUUCUCAAUAUACUGCUGAAUACAUAAAGUUGAAAAGUAGAGUUGUUCACAUUUCAGUGAUAUUUCCAUGCCAUGGGCAAUCAUCAUACUUAAAUUAUACAAAAUUGUGUUUUUUUUAAUAACAUUUUAUAUUGAUUCAAAUAAUUAAGUCAUACUAUUAGUAUGCUUAUAUAUGUUACUUACAAAUUUAUAUCUUGUCAUCAAAAAAUUAGAUCUAGAUGAAAACAAGGUUCAUGAUUAAAUAAUUGAUAUAAAAAUUUUUGUUAAAGUUAUUUUUAUUGGUGGGUAUAAAGAAUAAUAUAAUUAAAGGGAGGCAUAUAAAUAUAAAGCGAUAUUUAAAACUUUUAGAUUAAUUACUUUAAAAAGAGCCUACAAAAGCUCAGAUCAGUAUUUUACAAUCAAACUACUGAUAAACCUGGAACAACUGAUAUUUAAAAUUUGUAAAACAGAAGAGAAUACUGUGGCUAAAAAUGUAUUGUUAUAAAAAAUUAUUUAUAAUAUAUGAAACUAUUCUUGUUUGUUCUUUUUGAUAUUGCAGAAAAAAAUGUUUCAUUUAACCUUUACAUUUUUUCCACUCUUAACCUUUAUAUUUUUUCCACUCUUCAGUUGAAAACGUGUUUAAAGUGUGCUUUUCAAUGUGUACAUUUUAUUGUAUGAUAUUUUUAAUACAGACGGAAAUUAUGGUGUAUGUAAACAGACUUAACACAGUGGAGAACAUUGUACCUUACGAAUACCAUGAGUAAGUGAAAGUGUUUUCGUUAACAAGAAUAACAUAUGUCAUAUCAUUAGUUUUGGUCAAGAAUUUUGAAAUGAGAUCUCUGUUUCUCCUUAUUUUUAUCUAUAAAAUUAUUCAAAAGCCUGUGAUGAUUUAAUAUUGUCAGCUCAUAUAAAUCAUCAAGGUAAAAUAAUAAUAUACAUUAUAUAUGUCAAUUUUACCUAAUAACUAUUUUUAUAUUAAAAAUAUUUAUAUUAUAAAAAUAAACAUUUUUAAAGCUAUUUUUAACUAUAUGAAUAUGAUUUACUUUUUACAAGUUUGAAAUUUAUCACAUUCAAUUAUUUUGUAUUUUCAGUUUUGAUUUUUGUGUGCCAGAAUCAGAUGUUGCAUCAUCACCAACGGAGAACUUGGGUCAAGUUGUUUUUGGUGAAAGGAUAAGACCAUCUAUGUACAAGGUAAGUCCAUUGUUUCCUAAUGAAAUAUAUUUUUAAGAGUAGAUAUGUUUUUUAAUUAAAAAAAACAAAGUUAACAUGAACCCUUUAUUAAGAUAAUCAUGAUUUGGUUUUCAGAAAUGGUGGAAAUAUGAUGAAUAUAGGAGCUAAGUUUUACACUUGUUUUGACAGUCAUAGAUUAAUAUUAUUGCCAUUUGAGUUAGAAUGUGAUAAUGUAUAUUUUUUUUCCCAGAUGAAUUUCACAGAAAAUCUCAGUUGUCAGAAAGUGUGUGAGAAAAAAUAUGAAUCUGGAGAUGGUAAAAAUAUGGAAAAGCUUACUUUUCUGAAGCGGGGCAUCAGUCUCAACUACCAGCAUCAUUGGUAUGAAAAUUGAACUUUAAAUUAAUUCCAGUUAAUCAGUCAGUUGAUACAGUUCUCUUCUAAUUUUUAUGGAAUUGUGAGAAAAAUUAGUUUUUCAGAUCUUUGGUAGAAUGUUGUUGUUGGAAAUGUUAGAAAUUAUAAAAAUUCAGUUGUACUGGUUGCAACCUAAUUUAAUUUAGCUCAGAUAUGGUUUUCAAUUUAGUAGUAAAUGAGUAAAUUUAACUAUAAUUUAUAUAUAUAUUUUUAAACAGGAUUUUAGACAACAUGCCAAUCACUUGGUGCUACAAGGUUGAAUCAAGUGAAACUUAUUGCUCAACUGGUUUCCCUAUUGGCUGCUAUGUGACCAAAUUUGGCAAGAGAAAGGAUACUUGUAUAACUCGGGUUUGUACAUUAUUUAUUUUCUAUUAGCUAAUAGGAUUAUCCAAGACAUGUAAGAGCUCUAGGGCUUAAUUUUAACUAUGCAUUCAUUGCACAAUUUUUACAUUUAAAAAAAAAUAAUUGGAAAUUUAAAUUUAUAUUAUCAUGGGGGAUCUCAUUAAAAAGAUACAUUUUUAUUUAGUUGCAAGGAAUAAUGUAAUAGGAUACUAAUUAAUUAUAACUAUUCAAUUGCACUGGAGUGUCUUUGGCUAAUUCAAAAUUAUUUUCCAACAUGUUUCAGGCUGACUUCAAAGACUCAGACACUUAUUACAUCUACAACCAUGUAGAUAUUAUUAUUGAUUAUCAUCCUUUAUCAGAAGAGGAUUGGGGACAACAACACCAAGGCCUUGGAGGGCGCAUUGUUGCAGCUAAGCUGGUACCUAGAAGGUAUGAAUAAAUUCUAUAUUUGUCCAUUUGAGUAAAAUAUAAACCCAUUAACGCUCAUGUCAUAUAUUCUAAAAGCAAAAUUGAAAUCCUUGAUAUGGCAAGCAUUUGUUGAUAUAUUUGAAAGCAGAUAUUUCUUAUUACUUAUAUUGAAACCAUCUCUGAUAAUUGUUUAAAAUAGGUUAUUAGUUGCAAAUGAGUCUUUCAGACCUGGUGAUAUUGUCUCACCAUAUGAUUUUGAGAUGUCUGUUAUGAUUGUAUGCAGGGACAUGUCUGAACUAGGUUUUUAGAGACCGAUUUGAAAGAAUAUAUUCCAGUAGUUUUUACAAUUUAAAAAAAUCAACAACAAAAAAACACUUCAUUUUUCUAUUGUUAUUUUUAGCUCCUUUCUACAUCCUGUGGUAAAUGGACAUAAAAAUAUGAUUAAUUGGGGACUAUCAAUAAUUAUCUUAUGUACACACUAAGAGGGGAUGUGGUGGUGUUGACUUGGGCGUAUAUGAGUGUGCAUGUGAAGGGAUGGGUGGGGAUGUGUCUAAAUAUUUUUUGAGGCUUUAACAUAUCACUGGCUUAUUUGUUAGGAAAGUUAUGUUUGUCAUAUUGUUGCUUUGUGUUGUCACAAUGAUCCUGCUAGAUAUGGCAACAGACAUUUAGCUUGCUUGUUUGCUAUGGUGCUGUAUGACGUAAUUUUGUGACAUAACUAAAUUUCUUUCUUCUUCUGAACUAUGAUAAUUGUGAAAACAGAGUAAAGUAUGAAUUUAGGGCAGGCCUGCACAACAUACGGCUCACAUGGAGCCUGAUGCUGCCCGCCAGCACCGACUUUGCGGCCCGCGAAGUAACGAAAUAUUCUUUAUUCUUAUUAUUUUCUUAAUAGCUUUCCCCCCAGUCCUUUUUUCUUUUGGCCCGCACAAUUCCUCUCCUAAUUUCUUUUGGCCCGCACAAGUUUUUCAUAAAGUAUUCCUUUUGAGUUGUGCAGGCCUGAUUUAGGGGGUUAGUGUUGAUUUAGGAGAUUUUGCUUAUUGUCACGCACAAGGGAGGAGGUCUCUAAAAUUAUUUUUAAUGCUUUUACACUGCCGAAUUUGGUAGAUCUUUAUUUUAUUUCAUUGUGUUUUCAAAAUGAACUUGCUGGAUACUGCAACAGUAAUUUUAGGUUCUUCGCCCUAGUUACAGCUUUUGCGUACAUUUGCUUUUAUUGUGUAAUUUUGUGACGUAAUUAUUUAAUUCUGCAUAAUUUUUAUCUAUUUUUUUUUAAAUUUUAGCAUUGAUCACAAGCAAAAAGAAGGAUGUCCAUCCGAUGCUCCUGUGCUAGGAAUUCCAGGGUCAAAAUUAGAGAAACCAUUGACAAUCAAAUACACUUAUUCUGUAACAUGGCAGGUCAGUUACUCAUCUGCUUAUUAUCAUGAUUAAAUAUUUAAAAAAAUAUUUAAUUAGAUCUGUUAAACCUUUACGGGGCAGUGGUACUUCCUCUUGCAUGUCCUGAACGGGGACCACUUUUCUGUUUUUUAGUAAGAUUUAGGGUGACUUUACAAAAAAAAUCAAAUCUAAGGUGUUAGUGAACUAAUUUGUGUGAAAUAAAAAGCAAAAUAAAGGAAAAUGAAUGCAGAUUUAUUAUGAACACACAUAUUUGCAAAAAGCAACAUAUUAUUUGUGAUUGUGAGUCAUCUAUUCACUAUUGACAAACACUGCUACAAAAUCGAAGCUUGUCAAAUUCAACAUUCUUACAAUUUACAGUCAGUUCGUGCACUUAAAUGUCACUUAAAUUGAAUACAGUGAAAUCUCCGCUAUCUCUUGAACAUUAGGCAAAUAAUCUGCAAAAUCCAUAUAGAAAAUUUUUUUUUUAACCCCUAAAACUACAAAAAAAUCAAAUAAAUACUUGUAACUGGCGCCGGCUCUAUUUAGCUAUCGGAAAAACCGGAUGUAAACAAUAGGAAGUCUCGCAAAGCCUCGGAGGUCACGAGAAAACAACACUAUGUCGUCACGGACGCUUUUGGGCGUUUUGCCCUUUAAGUGGUAAAGACGUUUUUGGCCCCUCUGCCUCGUAAAGGGUUAAACAUUUUAAGAAAGGUCAUGCUGGUUUUAAAGAAAAAUAAUUCCUUGUUAAAAAUAUUAAAUUGAAUUCUGCUUAGUUCGCCAGCUGUAAAAUUUUCUACUUAAAAAACAAAAAAACACUCAAUUAGUAUAGUAUUUUAUUUAAUCAUGAUCAAUUAUUGAUAUUUUGCAAGAGUAUGAGUUUCUGAAUUUUUUAUUUAAAAAAAAUAUAAAAAUUUAGCAGUCAUUUGCCAUAUUUGUGCAGUAUUCAUGAUGAAGCUUGCCGUAUAUUACAGAAUACAACACAUUCCACAUAUAAUACUAUCUUUACUUAUAAUUCAAUAUGUUGAUCUGACUGAUAAUAAUAUAAUACAAAUUAACGAAAUAAUUUUUUUUAAUAAAUAAAAUAUCAAAACCAUUACAUUAUUAUAAUAUUUAAAAUGAACUGAUGUCAUGUCUAUACAGCAAAGAUCCCUUCAAAGGAGUGCUACUAACAUUAUUAGUGUUAUGUUUAGAUACUAAGCACACUCGAUUGUCAAAAUGUUGCCUAGGCAUUAGUAGGCCUAUAACAAUGUAUCCUUUAUUGGUAAUGAAACAUUUCUUAAAUACACGUAUAAUGCGGCCCCCUAUUUUUAACACUUUAUAUCCACAUUGCGCAUAGAUUUUGGGAAAAAACCAACAAAAAACCUUCUCUCCACAUGACUGUAUAGAUAAAAAUAAUGUUAAAGAUGGUAAACUAACUAAUUGGAUGAAAUUGAAUUUAAAUACAGGAAUCUGUAUUACUAAUACUACAACAUAAUUAACCAGAAAAUGAUCUAUAAUUACAUCUAAUUUGCUAUCACCUUCAAUAUCUGAUGUAAAAAAAAAUUGCAAUUGAUAUCGUCACAAAUCCCCCCCCCCUUUUUUCCAAAAUUGUACAAAUAUUUAAAAGUUUGAUUGUUCUAUUUGGGAAGGAUUUAAACAUGUUAGAAUGCAUGCAUAGCUAAUGUUAUAUCAUGAAGAUAUCAAGUUAGUGUUAAGUAGCUGAUACGACUCGAUUGAAAUAGUAGUAUUUGCAGAUACGAAUACUUCAAAAAAAGAAAAGAUUUUCGGCAGAGCUAAUGUCUGAGGCGAUUUCUGGUUGUUCCUUACUUUUUAACAUAAUGUAUUUUCAAAAUUUAUAUGUUCAGUAAUUAAAAUAUUGACUUAAAUAUGUUAUUUGCAGGCAAAUGAUAAAAUCAAGUGGACCUCUCGUUGGGACUACAUCUUAGAUUCAAUGCCCCAUACCAACAUUCAAUGGUUCAGGUGUGUAGAAAACUAAAACUGAUCUGAGCUCCACAGCUUAUUUAUAUUGAAGAAAAAAAAUUAAAUCAAUUUAAAAAGUGUGAUUAUUAUUGCAUAAUUCCAUGCAUUCCAUGUUUUAAAAUAAUGCCCAAUGAUGCAUCUCAUUAAAUUUACAACGUGGCUAUUUGCACCCAGGUACCAUUAGACUCAAUGAUAUUUGGAUGUCAUUUGUGGUAGCUUAUUUUAGUUUAACUGAAGAAGUAAGUGUACAAACAUAUAGUCCAUUCAAUUACCUUUCAUUUGAUAUCUCAUUAUGUCUUACAAACCCAACAAAAAUAUUUUAAAUAGUUUUUUAAUCCCAACCUCUCACUUCUGGUACCCGGUGGCGACUAGGUGGCGAAUAGUCGCAGCCUUAAAUUUAUUUUAAAAAUAUUUCUACUGAAAUCCUGCACUUAUCACAAGUUAAAUGUCUGUUACCCAUUCUAUAAAAAAGUAAAAACUUUGUUAUUUUCUCUCUAGUAUCAUGAAUUCUCUGGUCAUUGUGGUUUUCUUAUCUGGAAUGGUCGCAAUGAUUAUGCUGAGAACUCUUCACAAGGAUAUUGCUAGGUACAACCAAAUGGACAGUUUGGUAGGUUUUAAUUUUUUCAUUAAAUAUACCAUUCUUUCUUGGUGUAUUUUUGUAGAUGAAAAGAAUAUUUCUAUGGUUGUAUUUUUUUUUCCUAGAUUUAACUUGCAAAAACCCAGACAACUGACAUUUUAUAGCUAUAGCAUAUAAAAUGAUCUUUCUUUGACUUAUCUUUGUGCUUUUUGAAAAUAAAUGACAAGAACACGUCAAUUAAACUUGAGGAGUGAUCGUUUUUUUAUUUAAACCGAUAUGUUGAAUUUUUUAGGAAGAUGCACAGGAAGAGUUUGGAUGGAAGUUAGUCCAUGGCGAUGUAUUUAGGCCACCCAGAAAAGGGAUGUUUCUGGCAGUUCUCGUGGGCAAUGGUGCUCAAUUAUUCUGCAUGACACUCAUUACCCUUGGUGAGUUAAUUUUAAUGUGCAGUCACAUCUCAAAAUGUAACAACUUGUUUUAUUUUGACUAAAGAGUAGAAAAAUGUCCACCAUAAAUUACUUAUGAUGCAAUGUGAAAUAAAUUCAUUUAUUUUUUGUAGUGUUUGCCUGUUUGGGAUUCUUGUCACCAGCAAACAGAGGAGCUCUUAUGACCUGUGCCUUGGUAAAUAUUUUUAUGUAGCUUUUUUCAUAUUAAUUAUUAUUAUUCAUAAGAAGGAAAACUCUGAAUACAAACCCAGGGAUGGAGUCUCGAUGGCAGAUAACAUUGGCACAAUGAAACUUUUCCUACUUCAAUUUUUAAUUUUUACUCGUAAAAUGUUAAUAUAAAUUUAGCUGUUUUAUAGGAGGCAACUAUGUUAAUAUAAAUUGCCAUCUCCCUUCAUUUAUUCGUAUCUUAUCUAUUUCAAGGUACUUUAUGUCUGCUUGGGCACACCUGCUGGAUACGUAUCUGCAAGGAUGUAUAAAAGUGAGCUUUCUUUUCUUUUAAAAAAAAAUUACACUUGAACUCAUAAAUGAAACAUUUGGAGUUUUCAAAUAUUGAUACUGUUUUUAAAUUAAAGUGAAAAUAAUUUGCAUUAAAGAUUUUUAAAUAAUUUGUGGUCACAUUAUAUAAAAAAUUUCUGUCUUGUUUUUUAGCAUUUGGAGGAGAAAAGUGGAAGUCAAAUGUUAUCCUGACUGCCUUUUUUUGUCCUGGGUAAGGUCAUUAUUGCCAUCUCACUUUGUUAAAUUUAGUCUUGUAUAAUAUUUGAGAAUAAAAUUUGUAUUAUUAUAUCAAUAUUAUUGAUUAGAAUUGAAAUACUUUUGAGUUUUUUUUCUCUCCAAAAGUUUGAUAAAAUUAAUGUUUCUUUUUUCUCUCAACAGCUUAGUGUUUGGAGUUUUCUUCCUGUUGAAUCUUGUUUUGUGGGCCAAAGGUAGCUCUGCUGCCAUCCCUUUCUCCACUCUAGUGGCACUCUUAGCCCUCUGGUUUGGAAUAUCAGUGCCUCUGACAUUUGUAGGCGCUUACUUUGGCUUUAGAAAGAGGGUAUGUAAUUAAGACAAAAGUUAUUUAACCCUCAGAAGGCCAAAUGUUUUGCUCACUUAUAAAAAUAAUCUGAUAGUGAGUUUUGUAUUGGUGAAAUAUCUCACUGGAAAUAAGUUGAUGUUAUAAAUCUUUUGAGUUAUAUAGAGCUAUUUUAUAUCAUCACAUUUUCCAAUUUAUCUGUUAUAUUUCCAUUUUAUAAAUGUUAUUAUCAUUGCAACUUAUUAAACAAUGAACUUUCACCAUGUAAUGAUUUAUUUUUCAGUUUUCCAAUUGUAGUUAAGUAUAACAUAUUUUACAAUAAUCAAAGUCUUUAAUGGAGUUUUAUUAUUAUUUCAACUGUUUUACAGCCUAUUGAACAUCCCACACGUACCAACCAAAUACCUCGUCAGAUCCCUGAACAAUCAUUGUACACUCGACCCUUGCCUGGGAUUGUCAUGGGAGGUGUCUUGCCUUUUGGAUGUAUCUUUAUUCAACUUUUUUUCAUUCUUAACAGCAUUUGGUCAGUAUACAUAAUGCUUUUUAGUUUUACAAAAAUCCUAGUUAGUGUUAGCCAAUUUGAUUAUCAAAAAUGAUUCUGUAAGAUUAACUAACAUUUAGCAUUCUUUAUGAAGACUGUUUUGAAAUGCAGGCUUGAAUUUCCUUUAUAUCUGUCUUCUCUAGGUCUCAUCAAACAUAUUACAUGUUUGGCUUCUUGUUCUUGGUUUUCAUUAUUCUGAUCAUUACCUGCAGUGAGGCAACCAUUCUCUUGUGCUACUUCCAUCUAUGUGCAGAGGUAAGUAGUGAGUCAGAAUUAAUGUCUUGGAGCACUAAAAGUUGAGACCGUCAAUGAUAACUGUUUUAUAUUAGUCUUAACUUCUUAAGCAACAUACUUAAAUAUCGUAAUAAAGGUAUGGUAAUAUAUAAACAAGGGUGCUGGGUGGCCGGACAUUCUAAACUGAGUUAAUCCAAAAAUCCUGUGGCCUGGAUGGAGCUCAGUCCUUACCAAAGCCUCGCCAAGUGAAAACAUCACUAGCACCCUGGGUGGAUGUGACUUAUCCAUGGAUGGCAACUCAUCUAUGAGAAGGAAAACUCUGAAUUCAAACCCAGGGAUGAGUCUCGUAGGCAGAUAACAUUGGCACAAUGAAUCUUCUGGCAACUCCAGCGACACUACUGGUGCCAAGCUGUAUCUUCCAAAAAUGAAUUUCCCCUGGGUUAUCCAAGUGCAUGGAGAGAGGCGAUUUGCUGUCUAGGGAAUCAGCUAAUCAUCUUAAAGAAAAACCCCAGGCCUUGAGAUUUCAUUCUAUGAAGUCUACACCAUCGUCAUCAGUGAGGGACGGAUGGAAUGCCAGAAAUGCUUAAACAAUUUCUCACUUAAUUACAAAAAUAUUAUCAAUUGUAUUCUUUCAGGACUAUCACUGGUGGUGGAGGUCAUUCCUGACAAGUGGGUUCACAGCCAUUUACUUUUUCUUCUACUGCAUCCACUUCUUCUUUACCAAACUUGAGAUGAGUGGAUUUACCAACACAUUUCUCUACUUUGGCUACACAGGGAUUAUUGUAUUCUUGUUCUUUAUCACUACAGGUAAGUUUACUACAAGAAGUACAAGUGUGUUCCUUUACUUUUUGAGAUUACUGAACAACAACAAAUUUGUUUUUUUAAAUAUUGCAAUGCAUUUUUUUGCGGGGGCCCAUCUUAACCCACGAACUGUCCAUUGUAUGUUUCUGUACGGUGCAGGCAAUUUAGAGCUUUUUGGGUGCCUUUGAAAAAUAUGAUUUUUCACAAGCAAAUACCAUAGCUAGACUCCAUAAAGUAUUUAUUUAUUGAAAGUUGAAUGUGUGGGAAAUGAUCCUGGCUAUUUUUUUAUAUUUAUACUCGCUGACCGUGACCUUGGAGUGACCAAGAAUAAAGAAAAAUAAAGAAUCACUUAAGUCAUUAACUAAAAGAAUUAUCAAAAAGAUUCCUAACUGAUUUAUUUUGUGAGCCAGAUGGUCCAGCUAUGGCCUUGUCCACUUCGCGAAAAUCUACUGACACAAAUUUGCUUGAUAAAGAUCGUUGUAAAAAUAACUCCAAAGUUUAAUAAAAGGACACAGAAGAGCGAAAAACGGAAGUUCAUUUAUAUUAAAAGGAAGUAGUUUUAUUUGGUGUAAAAUAUUGGACUGGAACUUUUUCUUUCAACGCAUUUUUAUCAGCUGUUUUUGUCGGCCAAAACAGUUUACGAUAGUUUGUGGGUUAAAUAAAAGAAAAGGACUAUAUUAUUUAAUAUUAUCUAUUUACUUUCAUUUUGCAGAACCGUUUAGGCAUAUGAUUAUGAUAAUUAAAAUAUAAGAUGUAAAAUAUACAAAUGCUGAAAUUGUUGAUUAAAAAACAAUUCCUGAAAUUCCUACUAUAAAUAAUAGGUGUAGAAAAGGUGCUCUUCUUUCUUCUUGACUUAUUUUAACGUGUGUGGAUUCUCAGUGCUUCAAGUCAAUGUAUGGAUAUGUUUACAAAAUAUCUUACGGACAAGGUUUAAAAACAUAUGUGUAUUUUAUAAACUUGGGGGUGAGAAAUUAAAAUGAAAAGGAAUUUUAUAUAUAUUAAGAACCUGUUGUAUUAGUUUGAAGCCACAUGUAAUACCUAAAGUGUUAAAAGAUGAAUACUUUUGUUUCAUUUCACUGAUAAAUUAUUUUAUCAUUGCAGGAUCCAUUGGCUUCUUUGCGUGCUUCUGGUUUGUUUCCAAGAUUUACAGUGUUGUCAAAGUAGAUUAAACCAUCGAAAGUCCACAUGCGAUUUCCAUCAUUGCGUUUUUCAUCAUGAUAAAGUGACGCUGAACCAUCUUUAUGCACAAGUGUUAAACCUGUUUUAUUUUUAUUAUUCUUUGGGGUAUUUAAAAUGGAAAAGCCCGGGAUGCAAUGAAAAUGUAUACAUCAAAUAAUAAAAUUGUGAUGAAAUAUGGGAUUAUAAAAGUCCUCUAAAUAUUUCAGACGACUGAAUUAUGUUAUAUUAGCUAUUGGUAGUAGUUUCAUAUGUCUAAUAAAUGAGUUUAAAGAUUGGUAGGCUAAAAAUGUAUUAGUUUUAAUAUUUAAAGAAUAUAUAUAGGAGGAGAUAUAAUAAAAUACUUGACACUCAGUUAAUAUAAAUAUUAUUCUUAAAUGUGUAUAUUUUUUUUUUUAUUACACCAAUUGGUAGAAAUGUGUAUAAAAAGAAAACUAUUUUCCCAUUAAAACAUGUAAAAAAAUAGUUAAUCUAAUAUUUUAUGCCUAUGGUUGACACCUAAUUCAGUAAGAAUGUUAAGGUUUUUAGAAUUUGAUUCUGUUAAAUCCCCUUUCAAAUUAAUCCAAAUGUGAAUUUUAUGGUUUGUGUGGAAUAAUUAAUCUGGCACAUUUUAAGCUUUUGUAAAUAGAAUGCAAAAUGGUUGUUUCUUUUUUUUUUUUACUCGAGGGAGAAAAUUCCAUGAUUUGUGUUGAAUGUUUGACCAUUCAAGUAUUUUUUUGCCAUAAUAUACUCCCUUCACCAUAACCAACAGCAAUUUUUUUUAAACUUCUGCAAGAAGGUGGGAUUAUUUGAGCUGUGGGGGCUUCAGUUGUUUGUAGAAGUGAGAAUUUCCGCUUGUGUUAUAUCAUCAUCAUGCUUUUAUUAAUAUUAUUUAUAGAUUUAUCUAUGUAAUUGUUUAGGUCUUAAAACUAUAUCUUAGCAGUAUAAUAAUAAUACAUUAACACACUAGUGUUCCACAUUUAUUUUUAUAUUUUCUUGGAAUUAAACUUCUUAUUUUUCUUUUUUUAAUGGACGGUAACAUGCGUAACUUUAUUUUCCACUGUGACCGCAGACUUUAGCAGUUUCAAGUAAUCAUAUUUUUAGUUCAGUGCUCAGGGCUGCAUUUUCAUCUCCACCACAUAUCUAAAGCAUGGUCUAAGCAAAUCUCUUGUGAUAUAUCUUGUGAUGUGCUCUCGCCUUUAAACAAAAUUCCUAGUAACUUCGUUACUGGUGUAAUAAAAACAAUUUGUUCACUCAUGCAUAGAAACUUAUUUUAUAAUUUUUAUUUUUAAUUACCGAUUUAAAUAUGUGAAUAUUUUUUGAAAGAUUAGUUUAAAUUGUGUGUAUGAAAUACAAUGUGUGCUAAAACAAAUCUUAUUAUUUAAUGACUAUCCUUUUUGAAAACUGGGACUUUUAGAAGAAGGGAUAUUUCUAUCUUUCAAAAUACUCUUGAGGGCAACCUUUACAUAAACAGGUCUGAAUAUUUAAUUUAAGGGAAAGAAAAAGCUGCUCAAAAUUAACUUUGAUUCGUUUUUUUUUUAAACAUUUAAAAAAAAAUGAUCUACAUAUUAACUAUGUAACCUAAUUAUUCAGUUAUUCAAAUAUUACAUGAUCUGCAGAGAAUUUGGAUAUUUUGUGUAUUAUAACUAGGAAUAUUCCGAACAAUUCAACAAAACUAAUGUAAGAUUAUUGCUACAGAUUUGAUCUGAGCUUCUCAGACAAACACUGCAAUUGGAUAACAAAAUAAAAUUAUCAUCUUGCUAGCACUGCUUUUGUUGAUACAAUGAUUAUUAUAAAUUUUGAUGUAAAUUUUAAAAAAAUAUAGGAAUCAAAUGCUCCUAAAUGAGCUUCUUGUUAAUGAAGAAAAUGUUGCGUGCUUUCUGAAUUACAACUCAAUUUGAUUUUGUUAAAUGUAUUUUUAUCAGAUUUCUUAAAAAUUUAGUACAGUCUUGUUAAAAAGUCAAAGUGAAAAAGAUGUGUGUGCAUAAAUUGAAAGGUCAUUCCAUAAUAUAUAUUUAUUGGCUUAAUAUAAUUUUUUUUAAUUAAAAAAGACUUUUUUUUCUCCUUACUGUACCGUUCGUAUAGUGGGUAGGCUAUCAUUUUAUUAUUAAGCAUUACCAAUACAGUUUGUGGACAAAAAUGAACUGGUUCCUGUUUCUAAAAGUCAAACAUCUUCUUCAGUUUAUAUAUUAGUAAUCAGCAUUCAGUAAAUCUAUUAGUAACCCUCAAAUUUUCAAACUUUUAACUUCAAGUUAAAGCUAACAAAAGUCACUAAUAAUGGAUAUUUUUUGUGGAAAUUGUAUAAUUGAUUUGCAAUGAAAGAUUGAAAAUUCACACUAUGCAAAACAAAAAAAAAAUAUGCCACUUAUCAGAAUUUAAACCAUGUGUAGCAUCACGUAGUGGUGCAAUCUAUAAAAAAUAUACCUUUCAGAAGCUUACUUUUUGUACAUUUGUUCAUUCCUUCAUGAAUUUGUAUAUCUUAUUAUCAUUUUAUACUUAGCUUAUUUGACAUUAUGCUUAAAAAGAGCUUCUCGUUGCUAAAUUUUCACAUUACUAAUAAAAAGGAAAUUAAAAAAUUUAUUUUAAAUCUUUUUUGAGAAGCUUUGAUUAAGCAUAUGUUCUGUGUAUAAUUAAUAUUAUAUAUAAUGUUACCUGGAUAACAAUUGUACUUGGUAAAACACCUUAAUUGAAAAAGUCUCAUAAAUAAAUUAAAUCCUUUAGAAAUAGUUUUUGGCUAGCAAUGAUUUUUUCCCAAGACUUUUAUAACAAAUAAUGUGUUUUACAGUACUGGUAAUUUAUUUUUGCAAGUAUGUAGGAAUAAAUAUUUGAGAAUGAAUGUUUUUGAGGGCCAAUAAAUUAUGUUCAAUCUUGA
Lymnaea stagnalis (great pond snail) is the source of this 16352-nucleotide messenger RNA. NCBI's taxonomy places the organism in Eukaryota, Metazoa, Mollusca, Gastropoda, Lymnaeidae. The record is from the annotation of a GenBank genome assembly.